This is a messenger RNA of Brassica napus (rape), 3477 nucleotides long. Its product is annotated as receptor-like protein kinase 7. Gene Ontology annotation, biological process: hormone-mediated signaling pathway; protein phosphorylation. Gene Ontology annotation, cellular component: plasma membrane. The coding region runs from base 338 to 3232 and encodes 964 amino acids. The record is from RefSeq and is a predicted model, not a curated record. NCBI's taxonomy places the organism in Eukaryota, Viridiplantae, Streptophyta, Magnoliopsida, Brassicales, Brassicaceae. Gene Ontology annotation, molecular function: ATP binding; protein kinase activity; protein binding. The transcript is spliced from 2 exons.
GAAAUCCCAUAUUAUUCAAGUUGUUAAUCGAAGAUAAUUUGUAACAUCGCCGUAUAUUAUUACAAAUUUACAAUGACGCCAUUAAUUAAACAAAUAUAAAAGGAAAAUGAUAUAUAAAUUAACAAGGUAACCCAAAAUUUGAAUAUUUAAUGGCUACCACACUGACCAGCAUCAGAUAGCUAGCAACUUUGCUUCAAAGCGGCAAAGUCAUAUUCUCGCGCCCGUCUCUCUCUCCAACUAAAACUUCCGAUGUGAAAAAAAACAAGCUUCCACUUAACUCAACCACCUUCACGCCUUCGGCCUUCCCUCUCUCUCUUUCCGACCAAAACUCACCAACAUGUCUCGAAAUUUCGGAUUCCUCUCCCUCCUUGUCUUCUCUCUGUUCUCCUUCGUCUCCUCCUCCGACCUCCAAGUCCUACUCAACAUCAAAUCAUCGCUCCUGAACUCAAACCCCGGAGUUCUAGCUUCAUGGAAGCUGAACUCCGUCUCCGCUCCCUGUAGCUUCACAGGAGUAACCUGUGAUGCUACAGGCUCCGUUAAAGAGAUUGACCUCUCUCGUCAAGCCUUAUCCGGAAAAUUCCCGUUCGCUUCGCUCUGCGAUCUCAAGAGUCUUCAAAAACUCUCUCUCGGAUUCAACUCACUCUCAGGAACCAUCCCCAGUGAUAUAAACAACUGCACGAAUCUAACGUACUUAGAUCUCGGCAACAACCUCUUCUCGGGAACUUUCCCUGAGUUCUCCUCUCUAAGCCACUUACAGUAUCUGUACCUAAACAACAGCGCGUUCUCCAACGUAUUCCCGUGGAAAUCGCUACGAAACGCGAAACGGCUCGUCGUUUUGAGCCUAGGCGAUAAUCCCUUCGAUACGACGCCGUUUCCAGAAGAGGUCGUAUCUCUGAAGAGUCUGACGUGGCUCUAUUUAUCCAACUGCAGCAUCGCGGGAAAAAUCCCUCCGGCGAUCGGAGACUUGACGGAGCUUCGGAACUUGGAGAUCUCCGAUAGCGAUCUCACCGGAGAGAUUCCUCCCGAGAUCGUGAAACUCACAAAGCUCCGGCAGCUAGAGCUCUACAACAACAGCUUGACCGGGAAGUUUCCUCGCGGAUUCGGGAGCUUGACGAAUCUGACUCGCUUGGAUGCUUCCAUGAACUAUCUAGAAGGCGAUUUAUCGGAGCUCCGAUCUCUAACCAACCUCGUCUCGCUACAGCUCUUCGAAAACAAACUCUCCGGCGAGAUUCCUCCCGAGUUCGGCGAGUUUGAAGAUCUCGUUAACCUCUCUCUGUAUACCAACAACUUAACCGGUCCUCUCCCUCAAAAACUCGGUUCAGUUUCUGAUUUCGAUUUCAUCGAUGCGUCUGAGAAUCACUUAACCGGACCGAUCCCUCCGGAUAUGUGCAAGAGAGGGAAGAUGAAAGAUCUUCUCCUCCUCCAAAACAAUCUCACAGGCUCCAUCCCUGAGUCGUACGCCAGCUGUUUAACUCUCGAACGUUUUAGAGUUAGUGACAACUCGCUUAACGGAACUGUUCCAGCUGGACUCUGGGGCUUACCCAAGGUCGAGAUCAUCGACUUAGCUGUUAACAACUUCGAAGGUCCGAUCACAGCCGAUGUUAAAAACGCGAAAAUGCUCGGAACGUUGUAUCUAGCGUUCAAUAAGUUCUCUGAUGAGUUGCCUGAGGAGAUAGGUGACGUUGAAGCUUUGACUAAGGUUGAGCUUAACGAUAACAGCUUCUCCGGGAAGAUUCCGAGCUCUAUUGGGAAGCUUAAGGGACUUAGUAGUUUGAAGAUACAGAGUAAUGGCUUCUCCGGUAACAUACCUGACUCGAUUGAAUCGUGUUCGAUGCUUAGUGAUCUAAACAUGGCGCAAAACUCGCUGUCGGGAGAGAUCCCGCACACGCUUGGAUCUCUCCCGACGCUCAAUGCUUUGAAUCUUUCGGACAACAAGCUCUCUGGGAGAAUCCCAGAGAGUUUGUCGUCUCUAAGACUUAGCCUUCUUGAUCUCUCGAAGAACAUGUUAUCAGGCCGUGUCCCUUUGAGUUUGUCAUCGUAUAAAGGUAGCUUCGAUGGUAAUCCUGGACUCUGCAGCAUGACGAUUAAAUCGUUUAACCGGUGCAUCAACUCUUCAGGCUCACAUCGAGACACACGCGUCUUUGUGCUGUGUUUAGUCUUCGGUUUACUGAUCUUACUUGCGUCUCUUGUGUUUUACUUGUACCUCAAGAAAAGCGAGAAGAAGGAAAAAAGAACUCUAAGACGUGAAUCUUGGAGUAUAAAGUCGUUCCGAAGGAUGAGUUUCACCGAAGAUGAUAUCAUCGAUUCGAUCAAAGAAGAGAAUUUAAUCGGUAGAGGAGGAUGUGGCGAUGUAUACAGAGUACUACUCGGCGAUGGUAAAGAACUAGCUGUCAAACACCUUCGACGUAGUAGCACAGACUCAUUUAGCAGCGCGAUGCCUAUUCUCAACGAAAAGGAAGGAAGAUCGAAAGAGUUUGAAACAGAGGUGCAAACACUAAGCUCAAUACGUCACUUAAACGUGGUGAAACUCUAUUGUAGCAUCACGAGCGAUGACUCGAGCUUGCUGGUGUAUGAGUACUUGCCUAAUGGGAGCUUAUGGGACAAGCUUCACUCGUGCAAGAAGUCCAAUCUCGGUUGGGAAACUCGGUUUGAUAUCGCUCUUGGUGCAGCGAAAGGACUCGAGUACUUGCAUCAUGGAUACGAGAGGCCGGUGAUUCACCGCGAUGUUAAAUCAAGUAACAUAUUGCUAGAUGAGUCCUUCAAGCCUAGGAUUGCUGAUUUUGGUCUUGCCAAGAUUCUUCAGACCAACAAUGGUGGUCUAGAUUCUUCUCAUGUCGUUGCGGGAACGUACGGUUACAUAGCUCCAGAGUAUGGAUACGCGUCGAAAGUGAAUGAGAAAUGCGAUGUGUAUAGCUUCGGCGUUGUGUUAAUGGAACUAGUCACGGGGAAAAAACCGAUAGAGGCGGAGUUUGGAGAGAGCAAAGACAUAGUGAAUUGGGUUAGUAACAAUCUGAAGAGCAAAGAGAGUGUUAUGGAGAUUGUGGACAAGAAGAUAGGAGAAAUGUAUAGAGAAGAUGCAAUCAAGAUGCUGAGGGUUGCAAUCCUAUGCACCGCGAGACAACCUGGAGUAAGGCCGACGAUGAGGAGUGUGGUUCAGAUGAUCGAGGACGCUGAACCGUGUAGAUUGAUGGGCAUUGUGAUUAGUAAAGAGAGUGAUGUGAAGAGCAAAUAAAUAAGUUGAUAACUGAGGACUAGGCCCAAAUCUCUCCCCUCACUAAUGUGGAUCAUUUAGAUUUGGUACGACGUAAGAGAGUUUAGAUGGAGAAUGUGAUUUUAGUACUGGUUAUGGAAUCUUAGGUAAUGUAAUGUUCUGUGUUACAAAAAAAAGGGUAAUGUAAUGUUCUCUGAUGUAAACUAUUUCUUGUAAUUGUAGAAUUUUGGGAAUGCCAACUACUAUGUGAAAUCUUUUAGUGGCUA